This is a messenger RNA of Phytophthora sojae, 1212 nucleotides long. RefSeq lists its product as hypothetical. The coding region runs from base 1 to 1212 and encodes 403 amino acids. The record is from RefSeq and is a predicted model, not a curated record. Gene Ontology annotation, biological process: magnesium ion transport. Gene Ontology annotation, cellular component: membrane. Lineage: Eukaryota; Oomycota; Peronosporomycetes; Peronosporales; Peronosporaceae. Gene Ontology annotation, molecular function: magnesium ion transmembrane transporter activity. The transcript has a single exon.
AUGUGGUUCGUCGGCUGGCCGCUGGGGCUGCUGCUCUCGGCCAUCUCGAGCAUCUUCGGCAUCACGGGCAAGCUGCUGCUCAAGCUGGCGCACAACGAGCGCGAGAAGGAGGAGCUCGCUGCCGCCCAGCGCGAGCAGCUCAAGCGCCAGAGCCACGGCGCCGUGGCCAGCCCCUCGCUCUCCGUCAAGAGCAACCUGGGCUGCACCUACUUCUACUGCGGCCUCUUCUCCAUGCUCGUCAUGAACCCGGCGCUGGGGGCGCUGGCCUACUGCUUCGCCACGCAGUCGCUGCUGGCGCCCAUGGCGGGGCUCACCAUCGGCUGGAACACGCUGUUCGGACCCAUCUUGCUGCCGCACGAGCGGCUCACGACCAACGACUUCGUGGGGGCUGUGCUCAUCUUCACGGGCUGCGUGUUGGUCGGCGUCUCGGGCACGCACGAGAGUCCGCCGCUGCCUGUGGAGCUGCUGGGCGCCCGGUUCAAGUCCUUCUCCUUCAUCUUGUACUGCGUCGUGCUGCUGGCGCUGCUGAGCUUCCUGAUCCACCACGCCAAGCACGCGCUGCACUUCACGACCACAAGUCGUCGGGCAGGGGUCAAGUCCUCCCCGGUGUCGAGUCCCGAGCAACUGCCGGUCAUCGCGCGCGUGUCGCUGAGUGUCUUUGCUGGGGUUAUGAGCGGCCAGCUCUUCUUCCUGGCUGCGGUGAUGAGGAUCGUUCACGAUGACGGAGCUAGUCGCAUCUGGUCGUUCCCGUUGACGUACAUCUGCAUCAUCGGCGCGGUGGGGACGGCGCUGCUUGGACUGUACCUGCUGAAUGAGGCGCUCGCGGUGGAGGACGCCGUGGUGGUGAUCUACCUGUACGAGGCGAGCUACAUCAUGUCCGGGGCUGUGUCGGGGCUGUGCUUCUUCCGGGACAUGAAGCACCUGCCAGUGUGGCAUUACGUGCUGUAUUCGCUCAGCCUCGUGCUGAUCCUAUUCGGUAUCUACGUGGUGGCUAAGCGUUCGUUGCCCAAGGUGCCGGAAGACGAGGAGUAUUUGCUGCCGCUAUUGGCUCCGCCUACAGCGGAGGACGCGUCGGUCGAGAGGAUAUUCAAGCAGGCCUCGUACUACGCGCGCCGGGCAUCGUACUCCGGACCGUCGAUGCUGCACGCCAUCAGACUCGACCGAAACGAUACCGAGACGCCAGAGCGCCGCAGGUCGAUGCCAUUCAAGUAA